AGAGUCACCCCUUCAAGGCCAUUUCUCACAUCUGGGGUUGACUAUGCGGGUCCAAUCACUCUCAAAUCUUGGAAAGGUCGUGGAGCCAAAACAAGGAAGGGAUGAAUUUGCCUCUUUGUGUGCUUCUCAUCUUCGGCUCUGCAUCUCGAGGUAGUAUCGGACUACACUACGGACGGAUUUCUCGCGGCCUACCGCAGAUUUGUUUCAAGGAGCACUGUAAAAAAAUCUGGUGUAAAAUAACACAAAACUUGUAAUUUCACACAUCAAAAUUAUAGGUUGUACGUAUGAGAGGUAUCUGUCAAACACUGUACAGUGAUUAUGGCACCAACUUCAUGGUGCAGAAACUGCUCUCAAACAACUCUUCAAGGACGGAUCUCAAAAAGCCAGGGAAUUAUCUCAAUUACUAACCAAGGACGGCACCUCAUGGAAGUUCAACCCUCCAGCAGCUCCACACAUGGGUGGAAAAUGGGAUGCUGCCGUGAAAUCAAUCAAGUAUCACCUCAGAAGGACGAUCGGCGAAACGAUCUUAACGUAUGAAGAAUUUACGACUCUUCUUACGCAGAUCGAAGCGGUUCUCAACUCCCGACCGUUAGAACCUCUCACAGAAAAUCCUGACGACUUGUCAGUUCUCACACCAGGACAUUUUCUCAUCGGGGAACCACUCACAUCAAUUCCGGAACCCUCUCUCUUGGAAGUACCAACAUCAAGGUUAACAAGGUGGAAAUUACUACAACAACAGGCCCAAUUUUUCUGGUCGAAAUGAUCCACCAGUUAUCUUCAACGACAACUCGCUAUUUCCAAGUGGCAUCAUCCAUCACAUCAAAUCAAGGUCGGCUCUCAACGGAAGAGGUGCUCAAGGAUAACAUCUCAACAUAAGGAUCGUCAACUCUGUUGCCGAUGGCGGGGAGUAUGUUCAAUUCUGAGUGAAUUAAAUUGUGGUAAAAUACUGUUGUGCGCGAUAAUUUUAAUUUGUACGCAAUUUACCGCCCGAGGGCGCUUUUGUUGUCACCGCGUCGUCGCACCGCAUUUAUGCAAAUUCAUUCGAAAAAGGAACUCUCGAGAGAUUAGAACGUUUUUCUCACAUCCCUGGUUUUCCUCAAAAUUAUCACUCAAAAUUAUCACUCGGUUUACACUAAAAUCGAUAUUAAUAAAAUACAGUAUUCUCACAAGGUGUUCUCUAAUUUCGUCUUACAUCAUUAUAGUGAAAGACCGCGAGUCAAGGUUAAUUUCAAGUGUGAAGCGUGCUAGCGGCCGGCGUGGUCGUCAGCUGAUAUAUUAACAAGACUCUUACAAGUGAACAUUCAAGGCGUUUUCUCAUUAAGUGUACAGUGUGUUUUUGUUCUGGUUGACCAGAAAAUAAAUAGCUAUUUUUGUUUAUGUAAUUUUCCGAAAUUUAUUCCACCUGCAUUUUUUGAACGGACCCUUUAAUUCACACUAGCAAAGCUAACCUCAAUCCCUCACCCUCAAAACAGAGAGACAGAGAGAUUAUACCGAUGCGUAAUGAUAAACGUAGGUAAUAAUGAAGCGUCUCUUAUUAUCUUGCUCUUUUCCGUUAAAUAGAGUGACACACUAAAGAUUUUGGCGUCAGAAGAAUGGAAAUUCACAAGGUUAAUUCCAAAAGGAAAUGCACUAACACGAUGCACCAUUAAGGGGUUACGUAGGGUAUUGUCACCUUGAGUGGACCGCUACUUUGAGUGGACCGCCUGAGCUUUUAAGUUAUCUGACAGCGAAAACGUGAAAUAAAUAGUGCGAAUAGCAGCACCGC
This is a messenger RNA of Leptopilina heterotoma, 1765 nucleotides long. RefSeq lists its product as uncharacterized. NCBI's taxonomy places the organism in Eukaryota, Metazoa, Arthropoda, Insecta, Hymenoptera, Figitidae. Gene Ontology annotation, molecular function: nucleic acid binding. The transcript is spliced from 2 exons. The coding region runs from base 455 to 763 and encodes 102 amino acids. The record is from RefSeq and is a predicted model, not a curated record.